Messenger RNA from Ilex paraguariensis (yerba mate), 1687 nucleotides. The record is from the annotation of a GenBank genome assembly. Lineage: Eukaryota; Viridiplantae; Streptophyta; Magnoliopsida; Aquifoliales; Aquifoliaceae.
UACAUAGUAUUAUAUAAGUUGUUUUAGAAUUAAAUAAUUUUUUAUUGACACUAAUACGACAUGAAUGAAAAUGACACAACUCUCAAGUCUCAAUGACACGACACAGCAACAUGAAUUGACACACCUACUUUCUACACUAUUUUCUCUUCUUACCCAGUUUAUGAAACUUUACAUUCGAUUUUGUUGGAAUGCUACGUUAAAAUCUUCAAUGUAUCUAAUUAUUGCGGUCUGAGUUCUUGCAUCAGCAAUGGCCCAGAGUACAUUGGAACUAGGUCAAGGUCAGGAGAUACUUAAGCUGUUAGGAGAUAAUGAUCCAGGAUCAACCGUUGUUCUUGUUGGAGAACCUGGAAUUGGAAAAACAUGGCUUGCAAAAAAGGUGUGUGGUCAAGCCAUCAGCAAUGGCACAUUUGGCAUAGUCCUUUGGGCUUAUCUGGACAAAGAGUAUAACGAGCUAGCUAUUGGCAAGAGUUUUGUUCGUCAAAUGUCUCUGCUUUCCACUACAAAGGGGUGGGAAAAAGAAGAUAACGAGGAGGUAGAAGAGAAAAAAGAGGAAAUCUUGGAUGACUUGAUGCAGAAAAUAUCUGACAAUGUGGAAGGGAAGUUGCUUCUAGUUUUGGAUAAUGAGGGCAGCAAAAUGAAUGCAGAAGACUUUAUGAAAUUGCUGAAUAGCAUGAAAUUUUCGCCAAAACCAAGCAAGGUGUUAAUCAUUUCGUGUGAUGCAGAUGGAAAACACGAGAAUUCUGAUUCUUUCCGUACAAAGAAAGUAAUCAAGAUCCAGCCCUUGUCUCCUGAAAAGUUAUUAUCUAUAUUCCGACAAACAGCUAGGACAGAAGUUUUGGAGCCACGUGUGGAACAGUUAGCUGACGGUUUCAUCAAGAACAAAGUGGGUUUAACACGUGCCAAAAUUGUCUUGCUAGCAAAAGCCUUAAGCAAUGGAGGAAUUUCUGCAGUGCGACUUCUGGAACGUGCUUUGGAGGAAUCAUCUGGCGAUGGGAGCUGCAGUUAUACAGAAUUACUACACCGUGGUUAUGACAGGGUGCCUGAUGGUGUUUUAUUGGACUGGUCCUGGCAGGGCAGCCAUUUUUUUCAAGAUCGUGAAAGCAUUCAUUUCGGUGAGUUCAUAGCUUGCUGGAUAAUGGAAGGAUAUCUUGGUCAUAUUGAUAGUAUUGAGAAGGCUUAUGAGGAGGGACAUCGUGUUCUGAUGGAGCUUAUAGAUUGUCAGAUGCUAAAAAAAGUUGAUGAUGAAAACAUCAAGGGGGAUUACUUAAGAAUGGCAGGAGCAGUAGUGGAUCUGGACAGGCGCCAUUGUUCUGGAUUUGGUAAAACAGCCAGUCUGGGAUUGGCUAAUGUCUUCGAGAAGGGCCAGUGGGAUGGUAUUGGUGAAAUCGUGCAGGCUGAUGGCAUGUUGAAAUCAGUUUCCAGUGGCAAGAAGGAGAAGAAAUGCUCAACGUUACUGCUCGACGGAAACUGUCUGAGCCUGGAAGUCUCAACUAAAAUCCUUCAAUCCGAAGAGGACCUUCGAGUUCUCGCCCUUUUCAAUCCCAGGCUCAUCACAGUCCCAUUGUUGUCUUCCAUGGAAUCGCUUAAUGUGCUUGUGCUCAGGGGAUGCAAUUUGUUGGAGGACAUCAGACAGAUCCAGAAUCUUAAAAAUUUAUCUGUUCUGGAAUUUCAGGAGCUAGGUCAUUGA